AUGAACAAGGGUGUUAUCGAGGCAAAAGGAUCGGAAAGUGAUGAACUUGGUAAGAAAGAUGAGGUUUUGAUGGUUGGGAAUGAGCCUAUCGCCGGCGAGGACAAAGAAAAGAAAGAGAAGGAGUUGCAGAUGCAAAGAUUAGGGCGGAAUUUAAGACCUGAGAGGAAAGGUAGAUGGUGCAUAGAAAAGGCAAAGAAAAUUCUCAGUAGCCAAGGCCUAUGCACAGUUGAUGUUACAGAAAACUCUGGAGAUAAAAAGAGCAGAAGGCAGCAACUCUGCCAAGAAAGACAGAGAAACAAGAGAAAGGUGUUGGAAGCUGAAGAUAAAGGGAAAAAUUAA
Striga asiatica is the source of this 339-nucleotide messenger RNA. Lineage: Eukaryota; Viridiplantae; Streptophyta; Magnoliopsida; Lamiales; Orobanchaceae. The record is from the annotation of a GenBank genome assembly.